AUGGCACUAUCCCUCAAGCGACGGAGAGAUUGUGGAAAUGACACCGAAAAUGGCAAUCCACGCAAGUAUGCCCAAAGACAAGCUGUCGGUUCCGGGGGAGCAAAUUCUCCCUAUUAUUUUGACUCCGGCAUGGAGUUAGACUUGCCAAGUGACACAAGUGGCAUUGGAGAUGACAAAUCAGUUGCAGAAGGGGAGUUCGGAGAGGAAAGAAUAUGCUACGGAGCGAUCUGCGGAGCCCAGGUUCUGCUAAAUCCUCAAACUCAGAUGCCCAAAGAGACGCAGCCAUGGGCCAGGUAUUGCUUAUUCAAGAUCGAGCCUGACGGAAGAAACUACUACUUGGUUGGUGAUGGGGAAACCAAUUCUAAGAAGAGAUCAGUUCUCGACUGCGAUACAGGCGCGAUUCUGACACUCACAGCCGAAAGGGCUAGAGACGUCUCAUUCGCAGUGGUCCUUGGAGUCGAUGUACUUCGUGGCAAGCGCAAAAGAUCUGGCAAGGGCUUGCCAGUAGCUGUCUCAGUCAACAUCUAUGGUCCAAGGAACUCAAUGAGUGAUGUUGAUGAGGCCUUGUCCGGGAUUGGCACUUAUCGCACUUAUUUACAACAUCCUACAUUUUUGGAACCCGGUGUUCCAUACAUCAACCCUCAGUUCUUCUACCCGAAUUCUGAAAAGACUGACUUAAGGCAUCUAGUUGGCUCAGGGUUCCAGGAUAGUGAUACUAAGUCCAAGAUUUCUCAAGAAGUCGAAGACGUUAUGGAAUCCUUGGACGGUUCAUCCGAGGAUAUCACAGCAGCCAGGAGUGAAGAUGUUCAGCAAGUUCUGGAUCAUUUCUUGCUUAACACGAGAUUGAAAGACUUGUUAUCUCACCCAGACAGACCGGGCCGUGGCGGAAUACUCGCAGACGUGAUGGGCCUCGGCAAAACAUUGACAAUGCUAAGUGCUAUUCUUUGCUCAAAGCAACUGGGCCAGCCCUCCAUCAGAGACAGUACGGGCAAUAUUAAGAAUCAAGAACACCCACUAUCGAGCAUCACUCUUGUUGUUCUCCCAUCUCGGCAGGUGCUUGACGUUUGGCAGAAUGAAAUUGAGAGACGAUUUCAACCUCAGAGCUUCAAAACGGUCACUUUCCACGGAGACACGCGACCAAAAAAGCGAGAACUUCUUCUUGGCCAUGACCUCGUCCUCACAACAUAUCACACCCUAGAAAAAGACAAUCGGGUAAAGGGGAUUCUGAACUCCAUCAAGUGGUCAAGGAUUGUUCUCGAUGAAGCCCAUCAGAUACGGAACUCUUCGAUCAAACUGCACAAGGCCGCAGCUGCUCUUGAAAGCGAUACCCGGUGGUGUCUGACCGGAACACCCAUUCAAAACAGCUUCGAUGACCUCAGAUCCUUGUUGAAGUUCCUACGUUUCGAGCCCUUUUGCCAGAGCAACGUGUUUGAACAGCACAUAGUAAAGUCAUUCAGGGAGGACUCACCAAACGGAAACGACGAGUCUCGAAACCUGAAGAUUAUGCUCAAAUUAUGUUGCCUACGAAGAACGCAAGCAAAGCUGGACCUUCCAGCUAGUACCAUAGAGAGAAUCGAUGUAACGCCCACCGAGACUGAAAAGUCUAUGUUCACAAGCAUUCUCGAUCAAUGCAGAGAGGAUUUCGACGAGAUGGCUGGGAAGGAAGGAAGCUCAAAGAAGUCAAACAUCUUGUUCUCGGCAAUCAUGAAGCUGAGGAGGGUCUGUAAUCAUGGAGCUAUCCCUAUCAGCGCUUGCAGCUCAAAACGCACAAAUCAACUGAUUGUUCCCAAGACAAAAGGGAAGGCUUCAAGAUCGCCAAGUGCAGAGCCAGGGUGCGAAUUUUGUGAUGAAAGGACUGGAAACGCUGAUCUUCUUGGUUGCCUUGACAGCUGUCCUAUGUGCGGUCGGCUUCAGUUUGAGAUGAAUGACGAAGCCUCAUCCCUGGCACCCUCACCAUCUCCAACGCCAUCUAUGAUGGAUCUAGAUACACCGGAUCCUCCUACCAGAGACAUCUCUACACAAUCGAGCUACUACAAGAAACAGCAGUCCUCAAAGAUGUCAGCAGUCAUCAACAAUAUCAAGCCAUCUUGUUUAGAUGCGAGUUCCAAGAGUGUUGUGUUCUCGAGCUGGAGAGACACUCUUGAUAUCUUAGCAACGAUGCUUGGAGCAGAAGGUAUUGCCUUUGUUCAGGUUGAUGGACGCAACCCGCCGGUCGGCCGAACGGAGCUACUCUCCAAGUUCUGCCAGGACCCAGUGAUUCGGGUCCUUCUCAUAUCCAUUAACACUGGCGCAGUUGGUCUCACUCUUACACAAGCAAAUAUGGUUCACAUCGUUGAACCGCAGUGGAACCCAGCCAUCGAAGAACAAGCGACCGCAAGAGUCGUCAGGAUGGGCCAGACGAGUCCAGUUACCAUCUUCAAGUACAUAACGGCUGGUUCCAUCGAGAAUACUGUUGUAAAAUUGCAAGAGAAGAAGACGCGGAUCAUCAAACUAUCAAUGCAGGACAAGGACAGUGUUGACUCUGAUGCGAACUUGGACAGCUUCAAAUUUGCCAUUGAUCCUAACGAAUGGGGAGUUGUAUCAUGA
Fusarium odoratissimum NRRL 54006 is the source of this 2586-nucleotide messenger RNA. RefSeq lists its product as uncharacterized. Gene Ontology annotation, molecular function: ATP binding; ATP-dependent chromatin remodeler activity. NCBI's taxonomy places the organism in Eukaryota, Fungi, Ascomycota, Sordariomycetes, Hypocreales, Nectriaceae. The coding region runs from base 1 to 2586 and encodes 861 amino acids. The transcript has 10 exons. The record is from RefSeq and is a predicted model, not a curated record.